Messenger RNA from Cladophialophora psammophila CBS 110553, 951 nucleotides. RefSeq lists its product as uncharacterized. Gene Ontology annotation, biological process: protein targeting to membrane; peptidyl-L-cysteine S-palmitoylation. Gene Ontology annotation, cellular component: extrinsic component of endoplasmic reticulum membrane; endoplasmic reticulum palmitoyltransferase complex. The transcript has a single exon. The record is from RefSeq and is a predicted model, not a curated record. Bases 1 to 951 code for a protein of 316 amino acids. Lineage: Eukaryota; Fungi; Ascomycota; Eurotiomycetes; Chaetothyriales; Herpotrichiellaceae.
AUGGUCGACCUCGAAAAGCAAGAACCUGGCGGCCUCAAGCCGCCUGAACGCACGCACACAGUACCUACGUCUAGAUUUAAUGCAGAUAACACGACGACGACGACGACGCAGCAGCAGCAGCAGCAGCAGCAGCAAGGCUCCUCUGUGCUAGGACAGAGCUAUGGCGUCAACCCCCUGGAUCAACCUCUACAGCCCCCUCGCCGCAUUACCUCUCACAAGUCAUUGAAACGAGCACAAUCAGCCGCAUCAAUACACUCCUCUGCAUUUGGUGGGAGGACAUACACAGACAGCGGCCAACCCCCAAAUACAGCAUCACUAGAAGAUGUCGAAAGAGGAGCACCCAAUGGAGAUGAAGAUAGCGACGUCGCCGAAGAACUGGCCUGGGGCCCUUCCCACCCUUGUUUCCCGCAUCGGAAUCCCCACGUCCCCGUACACUCACCCGAGUACUUGGCCACACGCAUUAUCCGCAUCCGGCGCGACUGGAUGGUGGUGGGCGAUCUCGCACCUACGUUCUCAAACAUAUACCCCGAAAUCCUCGACCCAUUAAUGCAAGAACAAGAAUUUCGUUAUGUAAUCGAACACAUCAAUCAAACUCUCUGUCAAGCAUACGACCCUUUCUCGGCGUGGAACUGGUUUGAUGGCAUGAUGGGUGUACUAACAGGUUGGUUGUGGGAAGACUUUCGACCCUGGGGAAUCAAAGGCGCUCUGAGGGGGCUAGAAGAAUGGUUGGAGGACUGGAAUCAUACCGUCGGUGCGCGGGAUGGAGUGAAGCUUAUUCCCUUGAGGAGGACCGGGUACAUGAAUCUGGAUAUCCAGAUCCCCGAUCCUCAGGUCAGAGUCGUGGGUGAGGAUGGGGAGAGUCAAGGCCGGCGACCUAAUACAGAAGGGACGGGGACAGGGAUUGCGCCACCGCAGAGCGCAACGAUCGGCUUGACAGGCACGUCGCCCUAA